AUGGCCAGUAGUUUCAAGGAUCGGCUGACAAAACUAGGACGACGUCGAUCACCAAGCGAUGAAUCUAUUUCUGAGGAUGGUCCUCCCCCUAUCCAUAAUACUUCUACCACAAGCAAUGCUGCUUACUCAACGACUCCUCAACACCCCUUUGCAGAUCACACACGCCUACUGGGUACCAUUGAUCCUCAACCCACUUUUGUCUCUCCAGAUGUAGCCAGCUACAACAACAACAACAACCUCACAACCACACUAAAUAACACCCCUUCAUUUAGCGAACAGCAGGAUACCCCAUCAUCACCAAUAUCAUCAAGCGCAGACAUACCCUCUUCAUUACAUACCCCAUCUAAUAAUGCAGCUCUAGAAACUAUACCCUCUCGUUCUGUUCCAAUGGAUACGAUUCUAUCAAUGGGUGAUCCUUCUGCAACUGUUUAUAUUUCCGCACGUUCCACCACUGUUGAUCGAAGCCCAAUUGGAGAAAGUAACACAAGACUGUCUGAUGUACGUUUGGAAAUACCCUCUGAAGACAACAAUGAGCCGGUCGCACUUUUGCCGACUAUCCCAACAGGAGCAGCUAGGCCCAAUCAGCCCAAAAUUUUUGAAAACACUAGCCCGGCCGUACAGGCCUCCACUUCAUCGCCUGGACCAUCAUCGUCAGUCGCACUGACCGAUCUCCCUCUCCCUCCCAAUAGCGAUCAUACCCUUUUUGAAGAGCCCAGUGCUUCAAACCUUAGGAUAGAUGUGAAUCCCAACCGAGAUGAUCACCGCACCCACACAAUUGCUGCUGGACACAGUAUUCAGAAUCAAGAAAAUAGCUCUAAAACACCAACCGCAGAUCGUCUUAUUACUCCAGGAACUCGAGAGCUAAGCUCCUUGAACACAAGUCCGGAGGGCAUUACCAGGAAUACAGCUGAAAAUGACCAGCAACAAUUAGAUGAAGGCCCAUACAAUCUCGCCCAUCUGAUACCGGCGCUGGAGCAGCCUUCAACCACAACUACAGUAACAACCCUAACUCCACCUAUUGAAAAGAGAAUAUUUGCGGCUCCAGUGAAUCCUUUGUGGUUACCGGCCGGUGCUGAAACAGCGACUAACAUCGAUAACAUCACCCCUGUAGAACCACAAGGAAAGAUUGGGACUAUUCCUCAACCACCCACCACCAUUCCGCCCAAUCAAGACUGGCAGUGUUUACUUGAGGCGCGAGCAGUAGAGCGUGGCUGGUACUCUAUAACGCUUGGCGUGACCCUCAGCUCUGAGUUUGCUCACGAGUCUGACACACUGAAAAUCGAAGCGAAGCAACUAGAUUACAAUCGACGCGCUCUAUACACUGCAAAGAACUGCACCACUAUUGCAAGGAUCGAUGAGAUCGGUCCAAUUCAAAAAGAGACUUUUACGAGACUAAGGUUGCAUCGGCAGAUUGAGAUAAAUACUGGCGGAUACAUCCUACUCUCGAUCAACAUGAAGAAAAAUGAUCUUUCAG
Molecule: messenger RNA, 1474 nt
Organism: Lobosporangium transversale
Lineage: Eukaryota; Fungi; Mortierellomycota; Mortierellomycetes; Mortierellales; Mortierellaceae
Exons: 5
Source: RefSeq, a predicted model, not a curated record